Molecule: messenger RNA, 1380 nt
Organism: Aspergillus campestris IBT 28561
Lineage: Eukaryota; Fungi; Ascomycota; Eurotiomycetes; Eurotiales; Aspergillaceae
Product: putative lipase
Exons: 1
Coding region: 1-1380 (459 amino acids)
Source: RefSeq, a predicted model, not a curated record
AUGAGACUCGGUCGCUCGAUAUCGACGGCUCUGCUGUCGUGGUUGGUCACCUGCCCGGCUGUGUCAGGGGCAGCUCUCCCCCGAGCGGAUUCGUCCUCCCACAACGACCUGGAAUCCAUCCUCGCCGGUCACGCCAACAGAGGAGACGACCGGACAUCGCGAACCGCCGCGGCUCUCGCGUCGAGGAUCGCAGAUGCCAACAACCAGUCGGGCCCAGGAGAUCGGUCCAUGCACCAGGCCUGGGCCAAGAUUGAAUCCAUCUUCAACCACACCGAUCGCGCCGAUCAACCGGACCUCUUCGACUAUGCCGACGGUCUGGUCUCGCUGGACCUGAUCCCGUCCGACAUCCUCUCCUUUCUGAACGGCUAUCUCGAUUGGAGCAUCAAUUCCAUCCACAACCGGAACCCCGCCGUGCCCGACGCCGGCAUCUACCCGUCCAAAGAUCCCGCCGAUGCGCCCUAUAGCGUCGCCGAGGCGGACCUGCGCGCGGCCAUCCACAUCCCGGAGUCUUUCUCCUACGGCCAGCAGGGGAAGAAGCCCGUCAUCCUGGUACCGGGCACGGCCGUCCCAGCCGGCAUCACCUACCAUUUUAACCUGGGUCAGCUCGGCCAUGCCGCCCCCGAGGCCGACGUGGUGUGGGUCAAUAUCCCCCAGGCCUCGUUGCGCGACGCCCAGGAGAAUGCCGAAUACGUGGCAUACGCCAUCCACUACAUCGCCGCGCUGUCCCACACCUCCGUCUCGGUCAUCUCCUGGUCCCAGGGCGGCCUGGACACCCAGUGGGCGCUCAAGUACUGGCCGUCGACGCGGGCCCAAGUGGAAGACUUCAUCGCCGUCAGCCCCGACUUCCGCGGCACGGCAGUCCGCUCCAUCGUCUGUCCGGCCCUCGAUCUGCUCGUCUGCACCCCAUCGCUCUGGCAGCAGGGCUGGGAGACCGAGUUCAUCCAGACGGCGCGGGCCGACGGCGGCGACUCGGCCUACGUCCCUACGACGACAAUCUACUCGACCUUUGACGAGAUCGUGCAGCCCCAGAGCGGCGACGACGCCUCGGCCCUUCUGAAAGACGCGCGCUCCAUGGGGGUGUCCAACAACCACCUGCAGACCGUGUGCGCGAACCGCCCCGCCGGCGGCAUCUACACGCACGAAGGCACACUGUACAACCCGCUCACGUGGGCGCUCGCGAUUGACGCGCUCACCCACGACGGGCCGGCUGAUGUAUCCCGCUUGGAUUUGGACGCCAUCUGCCAGCAGGUGCUGCCCGAGACUUUGGGAUUGGAUGAUAUUCUCGGCACGGAAGGCAUCCUGCUAGUGGCUGUUGCGGAACUGCUCCUUUACGUGCCCAAGGCUUUUAAGGAGCCCCGCAUUGCAGACUAUGCUGCCUAG